Molecule: messenger RNA, 1508 nt
Organism: Lutzomyia longipalpis
Lineage: Eukaryota; Metazoa; Arthropoda; Insecta; Diptera; Psychodidae
Product: damage-control phosphatase ARMT1
Exons: 3
Coding region: 25-1350 (441 amino acids)
Biological process (GO): DNA damage response
Cellular component (GO): cytoplasm; nucleus
Molecular function (GO): phosphatase activity
Source: RefSeq, a predicted model, not a curated record
CCAGGCUCAUUAAGCUGCACCACGAUGGAGAUUUCAGAAUUGGACAGGAAGUUCAACAUAAUCGACGGGGAUACACCAAUAAACGAACAUCUCUCCGCCCACUACAAAAGGAGUUUCGCUCACUACACCGUGAAGGAUAGACUCCCGGUGAUACUCACACGGAUCAUUGACAGCCUCUCGCGGGAGAAGGAAGCAAUAAUUGUGGGAUAUAGUGAGGAAGCUGCUGAUGAUCUGAAAGAUGUGAUAGGAAACAUAUCGAAGCUAAAGUACGAAUUGCAGACGGACAAGAAGUUCAAACUACUCGACGGGAAUGACACGGACCAAGAGGAAUGGAAUGCAUUCCUCGAAGCACUCCCAGACACCCACAAUUCCUACUUCUCCGCCGUAUGGUUGCAUGCUGAGUGCUACAUGUACCGGCGUGUGCGUUCAAUGUUCGAGGAGACGACAACACUGAGGGAAUUCGAUUACUUCCGGCGACAGAAGAAGGAUGCCUUCAUGGGGAGCUUGGAGGCAUUCCAGCAACUCACGGAGAAAUUCAAUGAGAAGCGCAUGGUGAAGACACGCGAUGAGCUCCGUGGGCUCUUUCGGCAAUUGAUGCGUGUCAAUUUGUGGGGCAAUCGAAUAGAUUUAUCCAUAAGUGGCGGGAAGAUUGUCAGUCAGUGCGGGGAUCCCUUUGAGGCGCUUGGCAAUCUUGAGGAGUACAUCCUAGCGGACGAUACAGCUGCCGUGUGGGAUUGCAUUGCCACCACCGACGGGAAUAUUAUUGUGGAUUUUGUCUGUGACAAUGCAGGCUAUGAACUUUUUACGGAUCUCUGCCUCGCAGACUUCCUCAUAUCGCACAAUCUUGCCGCAAAGGUGCGUUUUCACGUCAAAAUGAUCCCGUGGUUUGUUUCCGAUGUCACCCCCGAGGACUUCCGUUGGACACUGGAUGCACUGAAGUUGAGCGUAACUGCCACCCUGCGAGAUUUGGGAUGCCGCUUGUCGAAUUACAUUGAAACGGGACAUUUUGAGCUGAUCGAAGGUGAACACUUUUGGACAUCACCACGAGAUUUCUGUGAGAUGGAAAGUGUCAAGCCGAGCGUGCAUAGGAUGCUGCAGCAGGCACAUUUGGUCAUCUUCAAGGGGGACCUGAACUACCGGAAACUCCUUGGGGACAUCAAAUGGGAUCCAACGGUACCCUUUGUGGAGGCCAUUAGAACCUUCAGACCGACAAAUUUGUGCUCUCUGCGCACCGUGAAGGCUGACUUGGUGGCGGGAUUGCCACCAGGACGUGCUGAAGAGCUCACAGUGAAGGAUCCCAAGUGGAUGGAGAGUGGUGAAUACGGUGUUAUUCAGUUUGCACCCAAAUAGGGCUGCACUGUCCGGGUUGUGACGCAUUCACACAACUCUGUUCCCUCUCCUCGUUUUCCAGCGUGAUUCUGCCAAAAUUCCCCGUGGUGUCCUUUUAAAUGUGUCUUCGAUGGGUUAAAAAAAAAUGUGAAUAAAAAUACACAGAAAUGGAUAAUUAA